CGAGCCAUCGCGCAGUCGUCGACGGCCGCGCCCGCUGCUCCUCCGCCGAGAGAAGCCAGCGCCCGCCGCACCGCCGCCGCUGUCGCAACGGACGCCCGAGUGCUAUCGCGGCCAGCCACCUCGCACAUCCGCCGGCCGGCGCGACAGCGUCUCGCUCGCACGCCGCGUGUUCGGCGCCCGCGCCCGUGUCCGCGUCCCGGCCGGUCAGUCGGCACCGAGGCGGCGCAGGGAGUGUGCUGUGCGCGGCGCCGGCUCCGCCGCGGAGCCAUGUACGAGAUGCCCGCCCAGGAGGUGCCGUUCGACCCGAGCACGCUGGGCCAGCUGAGCCAGUUCUACCAGCUGAUGCCGGGCGUGCUGCCGUACCAGCAAAUGGUGCAGACGGCGCAGAUGGCGGCCCCAUACCAGCUGCCGUCGCAGAACGGCGAGCCGACGGCCGUCAAGGCAGCCGACCUGACCAAGGAGGGCGGCGCGCUCUCGCCGCCGGUGGUGACCUCGCUGGCCGCCGCCGCCGCCGCUGCCGCCGCCGGCGCCCAGCAGAACGGCGUGGAGCCGCCAGCCGCCGCCAAUGCGCCGGCCGAGGGAGGAGCUGAGCCGUCAGGCAGCGCGGCCGAAGGCGAGGGCGCCGCUCAGCCGGCCGCCGCCGCCACCGCCGCCACGCCGCCCGCCAGCAAGGAACAGCCCAAGCGGCUGCACGUCAGCAACAUACCGUUCCGGUUCCGCGACCCCGACCUACGCGCUAUGUUCGGGCAAUUUGGUCCGAUCCUGGACGUGGAGAUUAUUUUUAACGAGCGAGGCUCCAAGGGGUUUGGGUUUGUGACGUUCGCCGGUAGUCAGGACGCUGACCGCGCCAGAGACAAACUCCACGGACAAGUGGUAGAGGGCAGGAAAAUUGAGGUCAACAAUGCCACGGCCCGCAUCCAGACCAAGAAGCCGGCCGCCGCCUCCACGCUGCCCAACGCGGCCGCCCUGCGCGGCGCGGCGCUGCAGCGGGGCCGCGUCCGGGCGCUGCCGGCCGCCGCCGCCGCGCCGUUCGCGCGCCACCCGACG
Messenger RNA from Pollicipes pollicipes, 1047 nucleotides. RefSeq names its product RNA binding protein fox-1 homolog 2. The transcript has 7 exons. Lineage: Eukaryota; Metazoa; Arthropoda; Thecostraca; Pollicipedomorpha; Pollicipedidae. Gene Ontology annotation, cellular component: nucleus; cytoplasm. Gene Ontology annotation, biological process: nervous system development; regulation of alternative mRNA splicing, via spliceosome. The annotation marks the transcript as partial. The record is from RefSeq and is a predicted model, not a curated record. Gene Ontology annotation, molecular function: mRNA binding.